Molecule: messenger RNA, 665 nt
Organism: Culicoides brevitarsis
Lineage: Eukaryota; Metazoa; Arthropoda; Insecta; Diptera; Ceratopogonidae
Gene: RpL12
Product: large ribosomal subunit protein uL11
Exons: 2
Coding region: 102-599 (165 amino acids)
Biological process (GO): translation
Cellular component (GO): ribosome; cytosolic large ribosomal subunit
Molecular function (GO): structural constituent of ribosome; large ribosomal subunit rRNA binding
Source: RefSeq, a predicted model, not a curated record
AAAUAAUAUUUGACAUUUAUCAUUUUCAGCCGAUUCUCGUUCUUUUUACGCCAAGUCAGUAUCAAGUUACAUUGACUAAAGCAAACAGCUAGACAGCAAAAAUGCCUCCAAAGUUCGAUCCCACUGAGGUAAAACUCGUUUAUUUGCGUUGUGUUGGCGGCGAAGUUGGCGCAACCUCAUCCCUUGCCCCCAAAAUUGGUCCCUUGGGUUUGUCCCCCAAAAAAGUUGGUGACGACAUUGCCAAAGCCACGGGCGAAUGGAAGGGAUUGAAAAUUACCGUUUGUCUCACAAUCCAAAACAGACAAGCCACAAUCUCCGUGGUGCCAUCGGCAGCGUCGCUCAUCGUCAAAGCCCUCAAGGAGCCGCCACGCGAUCGCAAAAAGGUGAAAAACAUCAAACACAGCGGAAAUAUUACCUUCGAUGACAUCCUCAGCAUUGCACGUACGAUGCGCCCACGUUCGAUGGCACGCGAAUUGUCCGGCACAUGCAAGGAAGUCUUGGGAACAGCACGCAGCGUUGGUUGCACCAUCGAUGGUCGCGCCGCUCACGACAUUAUUGCCGAUAUUGACAGCGGAGCUAUCGAAGUGCCCGCACAAUAAGCUGAAAUUGUGAACGGAACAAGAAAAAACAGAAUAAAUACUGAUAAUUUCAUCUAUCAAAGUUUA